AUGAAAUUUGUUCGUUAUUUACCUCCUUCACCAAAUUGGUACUCUGGUUGUGCCUCAUUGUGCGUAGAGUCUAACAUUUUUGCUUAUGCCUCUUAUGAAUCCAUUAUACUACUGGAUUCUGAUACAUUUGAGUAUGUUGGGACACUCAAAGGUCAUAAAGAUAAGGUUAAUGCAAUAUCAGUAGCUGGAAAUAAUUGCGCCUCCGGGAGUAAUGAUAAAACCAUAAAAUGUUGGAAUAUAACAACCAAAAAACCCAUUCAUUCAACAACUCUUAAGCAUGAUGUUUAUGUAAUAUCUUGGACUAAUGAUAAAAAAACCAUUGUAUCAGGAGGACAUGUAGGUGAAAUCUGUAUAUGGGACCCUAUAGCAAAUAAAAAUAAAUUGUUCAACUUUAUAAAAUCAUCAAUUACCGAGCUUAAGGUAUCACCCACUCGUAACGAUGUAUUUGCGAUAGGUCAUCAAAAUGGUGCAGUUUUUAUUUUAACCAUUGGUCAAAAUCAAAGCUGUUCAAUACUUCAUAGAUUUAAUGGCCACGAUCAAGAGAUUCAAGGAUUAGCUUGGUCAAUUCCAACUGAAAUUGAAAAUUUAGAUGGAUCUUUGACGCAGCUUGCAUCUAGUGCUAAGGAUAAAACCAUUUGUAUUUGGAAUGUUGAAUCAGAAACACGCGUGAAAGAAUUAACACUGCCAGCACCAAUGUCUCAUUUAACUGAUUCACAAAAAAAAAGGCUAAAUUUGGCUUUAACAUGGCUGCCUAAACGUAAUCAAUUAAUUGUGUCAUCUUAUAGGGGUGAUUUGUUAACGUUUGAUUCGGAUCAUGCCAAAACCAAAUUCAACAGAUUUACAAAUGAUGUUAACUCACAUAAUAGAUCAGUAAUAAAAAUCAUUUCAUAUCCAUGUGCAAGUAAAAUCAUUACACUGGGGAUAGAUCGUAUGAUAAUAGUAUGGGAUGUUGAAAAGAAAAAACCAAUUUAUAAAAUAAUUUGUAAUAAGGGUAGAAUUGAUUCAUUAGAUAUUUUGGCAAUUGAUCCAACAAAAAUUGCAUUUGCUUCAAACGAAGUUCAUGUCUGGGAUUAUGCUAGUGAAGAUGGUCUUUAUGAUAAUAAAGAUUUUUAUAAAGUAAUUAAAUUUAGUAAUAAUGCUACUUGUGUUAAGUGGCAUCCUUAUGAAGAAGGUGUUUUAGCAUUUGGUACAAAUUCGGGUAUGAUCGGUUUUUUUAAUAUUUAUCAGAAUGGAAAUAAUUCAACAGUUUUCAAAUCCUAUCAUAAAGGAGAAGUAACAUCUCUUCAAUGGUGUAAAAGUGAAUGGAUAGAUUUGCCGAUAAAUAACAAGAAAGAUUCUGACAUGUAUCUGCUUAGCUGUUCAUUAGAGACUGGAUUGCUUUUAAAUAUUCAGUCUAGUCCUAGGACAAUUGAUAGAACUCUAUAUCAGAAAAGAAGUGCAUUUUCAGUUAAUUCUUGUGGUGAAUUAUUGGCUGUUGGGAAUAAUGAUGGUGGAAUUGAAGUUUAUGAACUUCCCUCAUUUAAGCUUGUUUAUCGUAGUAUUGGUCACACUGGAAAAAUAACAAAACUCAAAUGGUGCAAUCUAGAUAAUUCACGUUUACUUGCUUCCGGAUCACAAGAUACUUCAAUAUUAAUCCAUGACUUUACUGAUAUUGAAGAAUUAAACAUUACAACAAAAUUUAUUUUUAAAUCACACAAAAAAAUGAUAACUGAUUUGUCAUGGUCACCACUCACUAACGAUCAUUUAUUAUCAUCAUCUGGUGAUGGAACAGCUAUUGUAUGGAAUUUAAAAGAUGGUUCACCAAUUUCUAUGUUUGAUGAUGCACACCUUAACAAGAUACUAAGUGCUACCUGGAGUUUACAAGAACCUGAUCUAGUAUUUACUGGAGGUUGUGACGCUUCAAUUUUUUCUUGGAGACCUUCUGAAAAUCCAUAUAAACCUACAAAAGUUGUUGUUUGUAAUACUGUUGAUAAUACUGUUGAUAAUACUGUUGAUAAUACUGUUGAUAAUACUGUUGAUAAUACUGUUGAUAAUACUGUUGAUAAUACUGUUGAUAAUCUUGUUGAUAAUACUGUUGAUAAUCUUGUUAAUGCUGAUAAUCUUGUUGACAAUACUAUUGAUAAGAUCGCUGAUAAUGUUGUUGAUAACAUUAUUGAUAAUAUCGUUGAUGAUACUGUUGAUAAUAAGGUCGACAAUAAUGCUAUUGAUACUGCUGAUAAUAAAGUUGAGAAUAAUUCUGUUAAAGAAGCUGUUGAUAAUUUUGUUGAUAAUUCUGUUAAUGGUGCUGUUGAUAGUUCUGUUAAUGAGACUGUUGAUAAUAAGGAAUUUAUUAGUCGAAAGUCAAGAUCAUAUUCCACUAAAAAAAACAAAAAAUUAAAAACUAUACUUCCAAAAAGUUUUUACCCGGUAAAACGUAAAUUACUACAGUAUGAAUGUUUCGAAAUUGCUAGUAAGUUGUAUGGAGGUGAUGUAAAAAUUGCAAUUAAUUUUAUAAAAGAUUAUGAUGAAAAAGGGAAAGGUUCUUCCGAAGAAAAUUUUAGUUACGAAGCAUCAUCGUUUUUUAAAAGUGUUUUUUUCGGAGAGAAGCAAGAUGUUAGGAAAGUGUUGGGGGAAGAAGCAUUAUCACUCGAUAGUUCUGAUGAUACAGUUAAUUUCGGUAACAUGGAAAUAAAUGCUAGUUCAGCCUUACAUCUAUGGACUAAUAAUAUAGCAGAAUUUAUUGAGCUGCAUGAUGAACAAGAGGAAUUUUCCGUAAAAGAUUGGAUGGUUUUAGCACUUAGUCCUUCAGUUGGAAAAGAUGUUUGGGAAGCUUUAAUACGGCGGUUAGCACAAAAACUUGUAAAUAAGAAUAAUUAUCAUGGUGCAGUAAUGUGUUUAUUAGCUUGUGGUGAAACACAUCAAGCAGUUAAUAUUUACGUUAAUGCAAAAAUGUAUCGAGAGGCUAUUGCUUUAGCCAGAUUACGACUUAGUGAAAACAAUCCUAUACUAUUUGAUCUAUAUUCUUUAUUAGCCGAACAACUUGAAAAGGAUGAAGCUUAUGAGCAAGCUGCAAUGUGUUUCAAAAGAAGGUCUUUAAAUCAAGCAUUAGACACUUUAUCACGCAGAGGAGAUCCUUCAGCCUUACGUGCAGCAACAGCAUUAGCAUUGAUGAUUCGACAUGAAUCUUAUAAUGAAAGAUUGUCAAGGUGGAAGAAAUGUCAAUAG
Molecule: messenger RNA, 3204 nt
Organism: Entrophospora candida
Lineage: Eukaryota; Fungi; Glomeromycota; Glomeromycetes; Entrophosporales; Entrophosporaceae
Source: the annotation of a GenBank genome assembly